UUUACUUUCUCUUUCGAUUACUCCGUAAUAGCCAAAACAGAAAUUUCUCCAAGAUUUCCAAUAUUAAUCGAAAGCUUGUGACUUUGGUUUGACAGUUAAAUGUCAAACAUACAAUCAAUCUGAUAAUUCGCGAAAGAAAAAGUAAACAAAGAGAAACCGUCAUUCACAGCUAGGCCCUUUUGUCGUGGAACGAUCAAUUUGUCGACGAAUAAUUCAGUGUUUUAAGAAAAACUAAUCCUCGGUUCGCGAUAGUUUGAUUUUUUUUUAAUAGGUGGAACGAAAACAUCGGCAGAAUGGAGCAGAUUGCUCAUAAUAAAGACGUCGAAAAAUUUGUGUCCGAAACCAAGUACUUCUUGGACGAGUUCGAUUCCAUCAUCAGUCACUGGGAUCUAUCGGGAAAUUUUUUUCUGCACUAUCUUAUCGAGAUUCACGAAAGUGUGACACAACUCCUAUCGAAAUUUACCACCUUAUCGUUGGAUGGCGUAGGCGAACGUAAACAUGAAAACUUCUUCAAUUUACAAUGUUGCGGGCAAGAGUUUCACACUGUCAAGGAUCUACGAUUGCACCAUAACUCGUGCCGACACAAGAAGUCAGCGUCAAUAGAAACAGAUAACUGUGAGCUUAAAUCGGCUUUGGUUAAACUUGCUUUUUUCUACCGAAGGGUUAACGAAUAUCUACAGUACGGAACGGAAGCCGAUCGUUAUUUGUGUUUGUAUCUGAAGAAAAUCCUGAAAAAGAUAACGAUCACGUUGGACACGUUUUCGCUGUAGACAACACUCGGUUGUACAAUCCCUACACGGAAAAGCCUGCGAUCGUAAAACAACCUGAAUGUUAGAUGUUUUCCUGAACUUUAUUAGUUGAAAUCGGCUACAGCUAAUCGAUUAAUGAUGUUGCUAAACUGUCAGUUUUAUUUAUCACACACCACAAACGGGUCACGGAAUAAUACAGUUGAGCAAUGGCGAUAAGGUGUCAUCGCUACAACAGAGCCAUGACACACUAUCGCAGCAGUUGUCUGUAUGCAUGAGAGCAAAAAGUGUCACAAUUGUUAGAGUCUAUUAUUCAGUUAGUUGAACUGAAAUACCUAAAUAUGUCGCAAUGUAAUAUAAUUCGUAAUGUAAUUGAAUAA
This is a messenger RNA of Malaya genurostris, 1126 nucleotides long. RefSeq lists its product as uncharacterized. The transcript has 4 exons. The record is from RefSeq and is a predicted model, not a curated record. NCBI's taxonomy places the organism in Eukaryota, Metazoa, Arthropoda, Insecta, Diptera, Culicidae. The coding region runs from base 294 to 770 and encodes 158 amino acids.